AUGACGGAUCCCUAUUAUCAACGCUACACUGCAACACAGAAUCGCGCCAACCCCACUGCUCUCGUCCUUCGCGCCUCGCCAAGUAGUAGUCAACUUCCGGCAAAAAUCCGAACAUCGUCAACUGGAAGAGAGUCAGGCAAUAGUGGCUCCUCUCUAGCCUCUAGCGCCACUCCAACUUCCUCUUCCUCCUGGUUGGCUUACAAUAACAGUAGCAAUCAGCGUUCAAUCAGCGUCUCUGACCUACAUUCUCUGCAGCAGCAUCAAGCAUCCGGAUCCACUAUGACCCCCUCCUCCCUUUCCAGACAUUCCAACUCUCAGAAUACCACCGCUUCUCAUACACUUUCUAGUGCCUCUUCCACUACGGUUGUGAAUCGGCACUCGACUGGAUCUAAUCGUUACAUUGUCAUCGGAGCUAAUAAUAUGAGAAAGCGUUCACUCUUAGGUUUGGAUGUGUAUUCAGUGCUAGUUCUCGAUGGAACAUCUGGUGGUGCUUUUUCUCAUCUUUGUAACAAAAAAAUUAAUGCUGUCGAUUGCGUGAUUGUUAACAUGGGUUAA
This is a messenger RNA of Rodentolepis nana, 555 nucleotides long. The record is from the annotation of a GenBank genome assembly. Lineage: Eukaryota; Metazoa; Platyhelminthes; Cestoda; Cyclophyllidea; Hymenolepididae.